GAUUAACAGGCGUUGUUAAAUGUUAGUACAUCAUUAUGUAAAUACAGACAGCAUAUAGCAUGGGUCAAACUGUGCUAGUGUUAAUAAAUAUGCAUCGAUGCUUCUGUUUUGAAACGUCCGAACCGGAAGAGCUUCAGUACUUCCGGUUUCCUGUGAAGGUGUCAGAUGUCAAAACAGAGCAGCAGCAGCAGCAGGAAGCAGAGAGGAGCUGACAGAGCAGGGAACCACACGAAGCCAUGGAGGUGACGGAGGAGGAGCGGCGGCAGGUGGAGGAGCAGGUUGAGAGGCUGCUGAGCGGUCAGGGGUCAGAGGUCACCGGGUGUGACGUGGCUCUGGACCAGAGCAAACCAGCCACUCUGAGGAAGACCGUCACCUUCAUCGUCUGCGCCGUCAUCUUCAACGACAAGGAGGAGGUGCUGAUGGUGCAGGAGGCGAAGCAGGACUGUUAUAAGCAGUGGUACCUGCCUGCAGGGAGGGUGGAGGUGGGGGAGAGCCUGGAGGAGGCGCUGAGGAGGGAGGUGAAGGAGGAGGCGGGGUUUGACUGUGAUCCAAUCACCUUGCUGCUGAUCCAGGAGCAGGGACCACAGUGGAUCCGCUUCAUCUUCCUGGCCCGCAUCACAGGUGGAACCAUGAAGAGUCUGUCGGCAGCAGAUCAGGAGUCUCUUCAGGCCGCCUGGUGGGACAGACAGUCUGUCCUCCCUCUGAGAGGACGAGACAUCCUCCGUCUCAUCGAAUGUGGACUCAAGUACCGUAAGACUCCCUGGCAUCCUGUCACAUUACCUGUAGACCUGAGCUGCCGUCACGUGCUGCAGAGACUCGUCCUGGUCUUCACCAACGCUCAAGAGCAGGUCUGGAUCCUGCUCAUCAAAGCCCCGGCGCUCCACCUCCCCACGGCGGCGGCGGUGAAGACCCACGCGGUGACGUGGGCGGCCAACAUGGUGGUGCAGGAAGCCAUGCCGUCGUCGUACUACGACCACGAUGUCAACACGCUGGGCGUCUUCAGCCUGCAGCACAACGGCCGGCAGCACGGCGAGACCGACGGCGUCUGCUUCAACACGCUGGUGGCGUUGACGCCCGACCGCGUCCAACGCAACGAGGACGGAGAGAAGGUGGAGUGGACGGGGACGGGAGAGCCGCCUCCCGUAGAAAACCCUCGAUACGUCUGGUUUAAAGUCCAGAAACAAACACUGAAACAGAAACUCAUGGAAAUGACCAAAAACACUUCGAUCUUACCGAUUCACAGCCUGUACUGACCGACAGCAGAGUCUCAUAAACUGUUAAAGAACAUAAUUCUAUUUAUCAGCUGAUUAAAGGAACAGUUUACAGUU
Messenger RNA from Thunnus maccoyii (southern bluefin tuna), 1328 nucleotides. It is a transcript of the gene nudt18, whose product is annotated as nudix (nucleoside diphosphate linked moiety X)-type motif 18. NCBI's taxonomy places the organism in Eukaryota, Metazoa, Chordata, Actinopteri, Scombriformes, Scombridae. Gene Ontology annotation, molecular function: 8-oxo-dGDP phosphatase activity; 8-oxo-GDP phosphatase activity; magnesium ion binding. The transcript is spliced from 7 exons. The record is from RefSeq and is a predicted model, not a curated record. Bases 237 to 1253 code for a protein of 338 amino acids.